Molecule: messenger RNA, 2854 nt
Organism: Magallana angulata
Lineage: Eukaryota; Metazoa; Mollusca; Bivalvia; Ostreida; Ostreidae
Product: transcriptional regulator Erg-like
Exons: 7
Coding region: 133-2148 (671 amino acids)
Biological process (GO): cell differentiation; regulation of transcription by RNA polymerase II
Cellular component (GO): nucleus
Molecular function (GO): DNA-binding transcription factor activity, RNA polymerase II-specific; sequence-specific DNA binding
Source: RefSeq, a predicted model, not a curated record
AUAUGACAAGCCUCUAGCCUCGUUUUAAAUUUACAACAACACUGCAUUAUGUAUAUGAGUUAUCACUUUAUGGGUUGAGUUUUUUUCUCAAAUUGCUUCCUUCUGGUGUUCAAUACUUUUUAUGUCUCGAAAAUGGAAAACCAUCGAGAAGAUACUGUUGCGCUUCCCCCGCGCUCUCGCUCUGUUGAAGAGAGAUCUAGUCCAGGGAACAACUUAGAAUCUCACCAGUGUUCCUCUGUUCCCGCCUAUCUUCCCAACACGGAGCAGUGCGAACAAAGAGAAACCACAGAAUCAUGUCAACAGGCUCAGUCGUUACCCAUACCAGCCCUCAUCUCGGAGAGACAGGGCUCCCAAGACAGUAUCACCCAAAGGGUCCCUACAACCGCUGUACAACAAGCAGAGGGAUUUCAACAACGUCCACAAAUCCCACCAUUAAUACCAACAGAAUCCCUACUCCGGAAUGAAAAUCAAACACCUAUGGCCGAAUCUAGUACUACCCCACCCUCGAAUCAAGAUGAUGAAAGUUCCGCCGGUGCCAUUGAUAUAACGGAUAAGGGGGAAACUCACAAGGCGAGUUCUAAUCCUAUGCCUUCUGGUGCGAACAACUUGGCAGUCCACAACGUGUCUAUACCCAUGCCCAAUACUGUCGGAAACAUCAUUGCCACCACCAGGGAAAGUGGAAACCUAGAGGACUAUUCCAACCGCUCAAUUAAAAGCGAACCUGGAAUAGUAACGGAGCCAACGUGUUCCAUGUGGGGAGCAUCCACCGCAUACCAUGUGACCAGCAUAGAUUCCACAGAACUGGCCAAUAUGCAGCAAUAUCUUCAAUACCCCGCGUAUGGCACCAGAUUCGACCAACCUAACCAACAGACCUAUGAGACGAACGCCAGGUGUUCAAGUCAAGAAGGUGUUGCAACUAGCAAUACAGAAGAUCCGAUGUUACCCCGAGAAGUUGGAGCUGACAUGGAUGAUAUCAAUAACCCAUUCUACACAGUUCCAAAUUACCCAAACAUGUUUAUUAACCAACAAUCUGCUUAUUCGUCUGUGCCGUACGGGGACACAACUCAGAAACAAGCUCAGGGCGCACAAUCUUUACCUCCAUACUAUGAAAGUGUUAAAAAAGUUUGUGAGACAAAAUGUAUCGAAGAGACAAAUGUUGCGUCUGGUCGACCCAAAUUGGAACAUGACACGGACGGAGUUACCAUGCAAACCAAGAAAGUCAUUGUUCCCGCAGAUCCCCAGACCUGGUCGGAGGGGGACGUACAACAGUGGCUGGAGUGGUCCCGCAAUGAAUUCAAACUCAGGGACAUGGAAGUGACCCGGUACCACAACAUAGAGGGCCGACAACUCUGCAGCAUGAACAAGGAACAGUUCACUCACCUGUUUGGUCCCCACAACGCAGAAAGCUUGUUCUCGCACCUUAACUUUCUGAGACAUGGUACAGCACAAGUCACUUCCCCUAACUGUAUUGGACCCAGUGUGACAUCGUAUGUCCAUGGAUCGGGGGGAUCCAUGAAACAGAAUACAGACCCAGGAUUUACGAAAUCAGCCUGGUCACCACAACCUAGUCAAUCUUCACAAGAUCCCUAUACCUUACUGGGGCCAUUAGUUGGGAGACUAUCCAGCACAGGAAGUGGACAGAUUCAGCUAUGGCAGUUUCUCCUGGAACUACUAUCAGACAGACGUAAUGGCACUUGCAUAGCAUGGGAGGGUAGUAACGGCGAAUUCAAGCUGGUUGACCCCGAUGAAGUGGCUCGCCGAUGGGGGGAGCGGAAAUCCAAGCCCAAUAUGAACUAUGACAAGCUCAGUAGAGCUCUGAGGUACUACUACGACAAGAAUAUCAUGACAAAGGUCCAUGGCAAACGGUACGCUUACAAGUUUGAUUUCGUUGGCCUCACACAAGCUAUGACACCUUCCACACCGGAUACAACAGCCUACAGAUAUCAGCAGGACAUGUUUGGGAUGUCGGGAUACUCCACCCCCAGACUGAAUUAUCUCCACCCCCAUGCUCCUAUGCCAACGACAACGGCGGGGUUCCUUACCCCUCCCGCUCCAUACUGGACGACAUCAACUAACAAUAUUUUCCCAAACACGCUGAAUCACGUGAUGUCAGGACAUCCGGGCUCCUUGCCUUCAUUUUACUCAUGAUCUAUGAUACACUUGCAACAUGAAUUUGACUGUUUGCCAUUUGAUUUUUUUUUAAAUAACAACAUAGGCUACUUUGUUGUUAUUUCUCAUGAUUGCUCAUAAUGUGCUAUUUGAUUUUACAUGUAUUUUUUGUUUGUUUUUUCUCCUUGCAUCUUGUCAGCCAAUUGAUUUUGUCUUAAGUCUUUGGGAAUAUAGUUUUUGCUUGCCAACAUUUUGAUGUUCAGAAUUCGCAAUUUAUACCAAACACUUUUGAAUUUCUUUUAUAUUUUGAAAGGUCUCAUCAUUUUAGUCUUUGGUUUUUUUUUUUUUUUUGGUCUUGUUCAAUACUCAGAAGGAAUACUCAGUCAGCAUUUAGAUAUCAAGUUCGCAGGAGCACUCUAGUCUUAUGCAAUUACCCGAAGGCCUGGAUGACUACAUUGGGUCUUUUUGGAAUGUACUACUGCAAUAAAGUAUUUCAUUGAUGUUUUGCGAUUAUGUACAGUGUAUAUAGGUGCAAUAAGCAUUCUCAAGCAUCUUAGAAGUACCUUCCGUUGGGGGUGAUGUAUAAAUACGAAAAGUUUAACGGAAUAGCAGGUAGUUUCGUUUCUUGAAUCACAUGUGAUCUCAUAUCAUGUAUUGUUAUGACUUUAAAACGAAAUUUUUGAUGAACAUGUUUGUUGUUAUCUACAGCAUCACGUACUCCGUUACAAAUAAAUGUUGGAUAUUA